Molecule: messenger RNA, 1677 nt
Organism: Ailuropoda melanoleuca (giant panda)
Lineage: Eukaryota; Metazoa; Chordata; Mammalia; Carnivora; Ursidae
Gene: FMO3
Product: flavin containing dimethylaniline monoxygenase 3
Exons: 8
Coding region: 4-1677 (557 amino acids)
Molecular function (GO): flavin adenine dinucleotide binding; N,N-dimethylaniline monooxygenase activity; NADP binding
Source: RefSeq, a predicted model, not a curated record
AGAAUGAUACAAAAGAAAAAAAAAAAUUUCAGGAAUACCAGUGCUAGAAAUGUUCUCUGGGCUUUUGCACAGGCAACCAUGGGGAAAAGAGUGGCCAUCGUUGGAGCUGGCGUCAGUGGCUUGGCCUCCAUCAGAAGCUGUCUGGAAGAGGGGCUGGAGCCCACCUGCUUCGAGAAGAGUGAUGACAUUGGGGGCCUGUGGAAAUUCUCGGACCAUGCAGAGGAAGGCAGAGCUAGCAUUUACCAGUCUGUCUUUACCAACUCUUCCAAAGAGAUGAUGUGUUUCCCAGACUUCCCAUAUCCUGAUGAUUUCCCCAAUUUUAUGCACAACAGCAAGCUCCAGGAAUAUAUCACUGCAUUUUCCAAAGAAAAGAAGCUCCUGAAAUACAUACAAUUUAAGACACUUGUAUCUGGUAUAAACAAACGUCCUGAUUUCUCAGUCACCGGCCAAUGGGAUGUUACCACUGAAAGGGAUGGUAAAAAAGAAUCAGUUGUUUUUGAUGCUGUAUUGAUUUGUUCUGGACACCAUGUAUACCCCAACCUACCAAAAGAGUCUUUUCCAGGACUAAAACUAUUUAAAGGUAAAUGCUUCCACAGCCGGGAGUAUAAGGAACCAGGAAUAUUCAAGGGGAAGCGAGUCCUGGUGAUUGGCCUGGGGAAUUCAGGCUGUGAUAUUGCCACAGAACUCAGCCACACAGCUGAACAGGUCAUCAUCAGUUCCAGAAGUGGCUCCUGGGUGAUGAGCAGGGUCUGGGAUGAUGGCCAUCCAUGGGACAUGGUGUUUGUCACUCGAUUUGAAUCCUUCCUCAAGAACAACUUGCCGACAGCCAUCUCUGACUGGUGGUACAUGAAGCAAAUGAAUGCAAGAUUCAAGCAUGAGAACUAUGGCUUGAUGCCUUUAAAUGGAACCCUGAGGAAAGAACCUGUGUUUAAUGAUGAACUCCCAGCUUGCAUUCUAUGUGGCAUCGUGUCCAUUAAGCCUAAUGUGAGAGAAUUCACUGAGACUUCAGCCAUUUUUGAGGAUGGGACGGUGUUUGAAGCCAUCGAUUCUGUCAUUUUUGCAACAGGCUAUAGUUAUGACUACCCCUUCCUUGAUGAGUCCAUCAUUAAGAGCAAAAACAAUGAGGUCACCUUGUUUAAAGGCAUUUUCCCUCCCAAACUGGAGAAGCCAACCAUGGCAGUGAUUGGUUUUGUCCAGUCCCUCGGGGCUGCCAUUCCCACAGCUGACCUGCCAGCCCGCUGGGCAGUACAAGUAAUAAAAGGAACUUGCACUUUGCCUUCUGUAACAGACAUGAUGAAUGACAUUGAUAAGAAAAGGGGGAAAAAGCUCAAAUGGUUUGGCACCAGCGAGACUGUACAGACGGAUUAUAUUACUUAUAUGGAUGAACUUGCCUCCUUCAUUGGGGCAAAGCCCAACAUCCCAUGGCUGUUUCUCACAGAUCCCAGAUUGGCUGUGGAGGUUUUCUUUGGCCCUUGCAGCCCAUACCAGUUUAGGCUGGUGGGCCCAGGGAAGUGGCCAGGAGCCAGAAAUGCCAUCCUGACCCAGUGGGACCGGACCCUGAAACCCACGAAGACAAGAGCUGUCGGGAACCCUCAGAAGCCUUGCUUGCUUUGCGGUUGGGUCAGGCUGUUCAUUCUCCCUGUUCUGUUCAUUGCUGUUUUCUUUGCAUUGAUCUAA